AUGUCGCCACCAGAGGCCAACGCCUUUGGGCAACAUCUAGGCGACUCUCAGCGAUCACGAAGCUUGCGAGGCCGAGACCGCGGUGCAAAGGCAGGCGGUGACGACACACCCAGCCGACCACUCUCCCCAUUCCCGGGUACACCUAGUCGUGCGACCGUCUCCACGUCGAGCGUCCCGGUCUCGACACGCGUCGACUCCUCCCCACGCCGAGUACGCGAUACCACGGUCUCAUCUACAGUCUCAGGUCUCCUCUCACCACCGGCACUAUCGCCCGCAGCGUCGGACAGCGGUCGCGCGUCGCCUGGUUCGGCCUUGUCCGUGUCUGCCCCGUCAGUCGCUUCGGCGUCUGGCGUCUCGCUUCAGUCUGGCGGAUCGCGCAAGGGCAAGGAACGUGCAGACCCAUCCGUACCCGUCCCAGAUCCGGAACCAGACACGGAGGUCGACGAGACGGACGCGCGCGGCGAGGUGUCAGCGCCGUCAACGGGAGACGUGCGCAGAGGACUGCGAGAGCUCGUUCAGAGGGAUACCCGACCAAGGGGGCAUUCGCGUGCAGCGAGCAGCAGAGACGUGCAUACCCUCUCAAGCGUCCAGGACCGCUCCUUCUCGCCAAGGAGAUACUAUGUGCUGACGAACGCUGGCAAGCCAGUGCUGGCAAUAGGACAUCCCGACGAUGACUCCAUGACCAACAUGAUGGGUGUAGCGCAGGCGCUCAUAUCUAUCUUUGCAGAAGACGAUGACCGACCACGUUCCGUCCUCCGCGGCCAGACCCAGAUCACAUUCGUGCUCAAGCCUCAGCUCUACCUCUUCGCCGUCAGCGACUGGGGUGAGCCAGAGUAUGUGCUGCGCAUGCACCUAGAAUACAUCUACCUCCAGAUCCUCUCAGUUGUGACCGCUACUCAGAUCUCACGCGCAUUCCAACGACGCAGCAACUUUGACCUGUCGAGGCUACUCGAAGGCUCUGAUCCAUUCCUACACAAGAUUGUGGCUCAGUGUCAGCACGACCUGAGUUUCUUCACCACCACACUGCAGCCGCUCCGUAUGGCACCAGCUUUGAGGGAUACCGCGGCCUCGGCGUUGAUGCCUCCCGCCAAGUUCAAGGACCUACUUUACGUUCUACUUAUUGCUGGCGGCCACAUUGUCACGCUCCUCCGACCACGACGACACGCCGUCCACCCGUCCGACAUGCAUCUCCUCCUCAACACGCUGGCGACGUCGGCAACCCUGCGCUCCGUGGAGACAUGGCUACCAAUCUGCCUACCAAAGUUCAACCCGGCGGGCUUUGUCCACGCUUACAUUUCGUUUGUGCGCGAGGACGUUGGUUUGGUCUUCAUCAGCGCAGACAGGGACGCAUUCGAGCCCCUGUGCGGUUGGCGCGAGUCGGUCGUCGAGCAGUUGACCAAGGACGGCGCGCUCGACCGGAUCCAGGCCAGCGUCAAGGCGCACCCAUACAGCGUGGCAGCUGUCGGUUCGCCUGGCCUGCGACACUUUGUGUACAAGUCUCGCGGACUGACUCAGCUCACCGCACCAGAGUGGGAAGACCCUUACGGACCCGACAGCGCGGACAGGAAACGGCUUGUUACGUUGUACGAGCGCGUACAAGACACAUUGUUUGCGCGGUCAGGCCAGGCAGCCCCGCUCAAGCUGGUGUACAUGGCCAACGCGCACGAGGCUGUGCUCGGAUGGCUCACAAAGCCGUUUGAGCUGUACAUUGCCGUCUCGCCACACCUCCCCAUGAAUGCCGUCGUCAGCACCGCCAACCGCGUCGCCAAGUGGGUUAAUGCCGAGGAAGGGAAGGUGUUCCUCAAGGACGCGCCGGUGUUUUAG
Molecule: messenger RNA, 1824 nt
Organism: Apiotrichum porosum
Lineage: Eukaryota; Fungi; Basidiomycota; Tremellomycetes; Trichosporonales; Trichosporonaceae
Product: Vacuolar fusion protein mon1
Exons: 6
Coding region: 1-1824 (607 amino acids)
Biological process (GO): protein targeting to vacuole; vesicle-mediated transport
Cellular component (GO): Mon1-Ccz1 complex; fungal-type vacuole membrane
Source: RefSeq, a predicted model, not a curated record